Molecule: messenger RNA, 1106 nt
Organism: Raphanus sativus (radish)
Lineage: Eukaryota; Viridiplantae; Streptophyta; Magnoliopsida; Brassicales; Brassicaceae
Exons: 9
Coding region: 125-892 (255 amino acids)
Molecular function (GO): hydrolase activity
Source: RefSeq, a predicted model, not a curated record
CUUACCAUCUCUUAUAUUUUCCAUCAUUUUGUGUGUGUUUUGUGAUAUUUGAAAAACUCUCCACUAAAAACUAGUACAAAGUCUCCAAACCUGAGUGUUAAACAAAAGAGUCUAUUGAACAACAAUGAGCUAUUCUAAUCAAAGCAUGGGUUCUGGUAGUAGAAGUGCAAGAGGAUAUGAGUUUGGAAGGACCUAUGUUGUAAGGCCUAAAGGAAAACACCAAGCUACUAUUGUUUGGCUGCACGGCCUUGGAGACAAUGGCUCAAGCUCGUCUCAGCUCUUGGAGAGCCUGCCUCUUCCAAACAUAAAAUGGAUCUGUCCAACUGCUCCUUCGCGUCCUGUUUCUCUUCUUGGCGGCUUCCCUUGCACUGCAUGGUUCGACGUUGGGGAAAUUUCUGAGGAUCUUCAUGAUGAUAUAGAAGGCUUAGAUGCUUCAGCUGCACAUAUUGCUAACCUCUUAUCAACUGAACCAACAGAUGUCAAAGUUGGGAUUGGAGGUUUCAGUAUGGGUGCAGCAAUAGCUCUCUACUCCACGACGUGCUAUGCUCUUGGACGUUAUGGAUCCGGACAUCCUUAUACCAUAAACCUAAGAGCUACUGUAGGACUUAGUGGUUGGCUUCCUGGUUGGAGAAGCUUAAGGAGCAAAAUUGAAUGUUCUAAUGAGGCUAUAAGGCGUGCUGCAUCAAUACCAGUUAUACUUGCUCAUGGAACUUCGGAUGAUGUAGUUCCUUACAGAUUUGGAGAAAAGUCAGCGCAUUCACUUGCCAUGGCUGGAUUCAGACAAGUUGUGUUCAAACCAUAUGAAGGGCUAGGUCACUACACGGUUCCAAAGGAAAUGGACGAGGUGGUUCACUGGCUCGCUUCAAGGCUUGGUCUUGAGGGAUGGCGUUAAGCUUCAAAAGCAUCUCUAUAUCUAUUUAUACAUGGUGUUAGAAAAUAUUAUAUAUAAUGGAUGGGUUUCUUGGGGUAUACGGCACUUUCUGUUUUAACUGUUUUGUGAUUUAUUUUUUGGUUUUCUGGGUUUUCUGCUUUUCUAUUCAUGGUUAUAAAUAAUGGAAUAAAGGUUUGGUCAUACCAAGAUUCAAAAGAUUAUGAGUUUCUUAUGA